Messenger RNA from Entelurus aequoreus (snake pipefish), 2147 nucleotides. RefSeq names its product zinc finger protein 350-like. Bases 1 to 1200 code for a protein of 399 amino acids. The transcript has 2 exons. Lineage: Eukaryota; Metazoa; Chordata; Actinopteri; Syngnathiformes; Syngnathidae. Gene Ontology annotation, molecular function: RNA polymerase II cis-regulatory region sequence-specific DNA binding; DNA-binding transcription factor activity. The record is from RefSeq and is a predicted model, not a curated record. Gene Ontology annotation, biological process: regulation of transcription by RNA polymerase II.
AUGGAGAUCCUGGGUUGCCCAGUCAUCAAGAUCCCCCUCUCGGCCGUGUCGAUGUGGCCCAGAGGGAAGCAAGACGUCUGUGAAGAACAUCUUCACUCUGAGCAACAGAAGUGGAACUUCCGGAUGCGGAUGGAGGAACCACAGCCCUCCCACAUUAAGAAGGAAGUGGAAUACCCACCGAUCCCCCAUUUUAAAAAGGAAGAGGAGGACCCACUAACACCCCAUUUUAAAGAGGAAGAGGAGGACCCACUGACAGCCCAUUUUAAAGAGGAAGCGGUGGAUCCACUGAACCCUCACAUUAAGGAGGAAGAGAUGGAUCCACUGACACCCCAUUUUAAAAAAGAAGAGGAGGACACACUGACACCCCAUUUUAAAGAGGAAGCUGUGGAUCCACUGAACCCUCACAUUAAGGAGGAAGAGAUAGAUCCACUGACACCCCAUUUUAAAGAGGAAGAGGAGGACCCACUGACACUCCAUUUUAAAAAGGACGCGGUGGAUCCACUGAACCCUCACAUUAAAGAGGAAGAGGAGGAACACAGCAUCAGUCAGCAGGGAGAGCAUCUUGAAUGGUUGGAGGAGUUCCCAGUGAUUGGUGUCCCUGUGAAGAGUGAAGAUGAUGAGGUCAAAGGUGAAAGUGAGGAGAAGAGAGAGGCGGAGCCUCCAAGCAGCAGCUCAACUCAACACAUGACAACAGAAGCUGAUGGAGACCACUGUGGAGGAUCACAAGCAGACAAGCUCUUAGCUCCACUAUCAGAUAGUGAGGACACAACGUCACACUCUCCUGACACUGAUGAUGAAGACUCUAAAGAUGAUAAGACAUGUCACACUGACAACACACACUUCACAUGUUCUCACUGUGACAAAACUUUUAAAUACCGUUGUCGUCUAAAAACACACAUGAGAAUACACACUGGAGAAAAACCUUUUUUAUGUUCAAUCUGUGGUAAAGGUUUUACUCAAAGGCACCAUUUCAAAGCACACAUGAGAACACACAGUGGAGAAAAACCUUUUUCAUGUUCAAUCUGCAGUAAAGAUUUUACGCAAAGGCCCAAUUUCAAAUCACACAUGAGAAUACACACUGGAGAAAAAAAAAUUUCCUGCUCAGAAUGUGGUAAAACUUUUGUAAGAAAUGGAAAUUUGAAAUUACACAUGAGAACACACACUGGAGAAAAACCUUUUUUUCUGCUCAGAAUGUGGUAAAAGUUUUGUAUUAAAUCAUAGUUUGAAAGUACACAUGAGAAUACACACUGGAGAAAAACCUUUUUCCUGCUCAGAAUGUGGUAAAAGUUUUAAAACAAAUACAAAUUUAAAAUUACACAUGAGAAUGCACUCUGGUGAAAAACCAUACUCCUGUUCAAGCUGCAACAAAAGCUUCCGUCGCCUAAUAACUCUUACAGUACACAUGAGAACACACACAGGAGAGAAAGUGUUGAGUUGCAGUGUGUGUGGUGAAAGAUUCUCUUCUAAGUACCAGUGUAAGAAACACAAGUGUGCUGGUGAGAACAGCAGCUGCAAAUGAAGAUGCAGGAUUUGAAAUAAACUGUCAAAACUUUAACUUUGACUUUCUAACAACAUCAGCACAUAUAACAUGUGUGACAUCAUUGUUGUUUGUGUAACACAAUCUUGUUAUUAUGCUUAUAACAUACAUAGAGUAAAUACUUCAGAUUAGUGUUUUUAUUUCAGUCAAGUACAUGAGUUAAUAUACACAUUUGUGUACUUUAAAAUGAACAGAACAAUUUGACUGUAAAGGUGAGAAUAAAGAGUACAUAAAAUAUGUUACAUACGAUAUUCAUAAUUCACUUUUAUACUUAUUCAUAAUAGUGUUUUAUAAAUGCUUUUUAAAAUAGUGAAGGGUUCUAUAGAUGAACUCCUUUAUAUUAUGUACAUAUUUGUUUUACAUGUGUUCAAACCUUUGCUUUUGAGUACUCAUAAAUCCCUCUUAGUUCAUAUUUACUGGUUCACAUCUGAAACAUCUUCUGGACCACUUCUGGAAGCAUAUUAUUAUUUACUUUAUACAUCAUUUGAGCAGUUGUCCUUUAUACAAGAUCAUUUACUUUUAAAAUGUGUUACUUUAUGAAUCAUUGUUUGGGUCUCUAUAAUCCAUUCUAUUAAUUGUCUUUAUUACUCUCGUGUAAUAUGAAUAUUGU